Molecule: messenger RNA, 1020 nt
Organism: Lates calcarifer (barramundi perch)
Lineage: Eukaryota; Metazoa; Chordata; Actinopteri; Centropomidae
Exons: 4
Coding region: 2-934 (310 amino acids)
Source: RefSeq, a predicted model, not a curated record
UAUGUCCCACCAGAGAAUUCUGUUCCGAUGUGAUUUGAUACAAUUCUAUCAGUGUCCACAAGAUUUUGGGUGUUUGUGGCUCAGCUGUGAAACUGGGAGCCUAAGAAUGGACCUGGAACAAACCGUUGCUGCAUUGCUGUCAAAAAAUGAAACACUUGGGCAAGAAAAUGAUGAGUUAAAGUUGAUGCUAAGUGUAUUCAACGACUACAUAGACCUGAGAGCCAGGAUGCAAAGAUUCAACAACACUCUGGAGGAGUCAAUAGUUUGCUCACCAUCAGGAAGCAGACCAUCCAGUCUGUGGCAAGCCACCAUUAAUGAGGGAAAGUUCAGAAAGGACUUGCAGCAAUCCAAAAUUAAUCAUGAACACCGAACUUCAUCCCCUGCUGACUUCAAGUCUUUCAUACAGAGCUCGGUGCACGUAGACACAAGUGAGAGAGCAGAGUCUCAAAGCUGCCAGACUGAUGUUCCUCCUGAGGACAACGACAGGAUGCUGGGAGAGAUUGCCUACCAGCUGGACAGAAGGAUUCUCUCUUAUGUCUUCCAGGGCCAUAAGAGGCUUUAUGGUUUCACACUGCUUAAUAUACCAGACAAGAUCAUACAGGUUAGCACCCAUCCUCUGACAGGGAAGGUGGAUGAAGGCUAUCGGCUUCAUCUCACUCAGAGGUAUGCUGACCUCAUGGAGCAGUUGAACCAGCUUGGGUACAAAACAAAACUUCACCCUCUUUUCACUGAGUUCAUUGUCAACACUUACGGGAUCCUGAAGAUGAUGCCUGGUGAUAGCAACACUAAAGCAAUGAACUACAAUAACCCAGACUUUCUGAGGAAGCAGAUAGUGACCACAGCACCGAGAAAAAUUCAGAAAGACCUGCUGCUCGUGCUCACCUGCCUCUGCUACAUGGCCGAGAAGGACAGAAAGCCUCUUCUUCUGUGGUAGAGAUGACUGUAGUGAAAGGCAUACCAAAUUUACAAGCUUGCAGCACCCACAACUUGGAAAUAAACAUUGCAAAAUGAUGUAGUAAA